Messenger RNA from Nannochloropsis gaditana CCMP526, 404 nucleotides. Its product is annotated as e3 ubiquitin-protein ligase upl6. Gene Ontology annotation, biological process: protein polyubiquitination; ubiquitin-dependent protein catabolic process. Gene Ontology annotation, molecular function: ubiquitin protein ligase activity. The transcript has a single exon. The annotation marks the transcript as partial. The record is from RefSeq and is a predicted model, not a curated record.
CGGCGCGGGUGUGCGGGAUUUGUCACUGAACUUUGAGGUCGUGGUAGAGGACGACGAGAAGCUUUUGCCACAGGAGGCUGCGGCGGUUGAGUUAGUGCCGGGCGGGAAACACGUACCAGUGACCAACCAGAAUGUGUUUCGGUACAUUCAGCUGGUCGCCAACCACAAACUGAACGUGGAGAUAAAUACCCAAGCCCAAGCAUUUUUGCGAGGCUUUCGGGAUCUCAUUCCCAUGCCCUGGCUCCGCAUGUUUGGCGCGGAAGAGCUGCAAAUCCUCUUGACGGGCGAAAAGCGGGCGAUCGACAUAGAGAACCUGCGCGCACACACCCGUUACUCGGGGGGCUACCACCCUUCACAGCCCAUCAUCCACUGGUUUUGGGAAGCGCUUCGGUCCUAUACGCCGG